Oldenlandia corymbosa var. corymbosa is the source of this 3002-nucleotide messenger RNA. NCBI's taxonomy places the organism in Eukaryota, Viridiplantae, Streptophyta, Magnoliopsida, Gentianales, Rubiaceae. The record is from the annotation of a GenBank genome assembly.
UGCAUCUAUUGGUGUUUUUGGUGUUUUUAGAGAUACCUAAACUAUUACAACAAGGUAGAAUUUAUGCUACGGUUGGUGUUUUUAGAGAUUCCUAAACUAUUACAACAAGGUAGAUUUUACGCUAUGGUCUUUAACAAGCAUUCUAAGGGAAGGAGUAAUAUUAGUAAAGGAAGAUUCUACUUAGUUGCGAUUCUUGCUCUGGAUUCGAUCUACUGUGGCUGAGGACAAACCUCUUAUUUACUUAAAUUGCCUGCUUGUUAGAUAUUAGAUUUCGCUUUCAGCUACAUACUUUUCAUUUCUGUGACAAGAAUUGAACCUAUAAUCUUGCAAUUAAAGGUAUAGCGCAUUAAUUACCUGGACACGACUCGAUUACUAGAAUCUAAAUUAGGAGAAGGGCUCAGAAGAUAAAAUACGUGGCAGGAAGCGUAACGUAACUGAAAACUCCCACUGAAGCUUCAAGCGGUUAAACUGCCAAGUGCCAAACAUAAUCAUAUGCCAGCGUGUCACCAACCUGUCCUUUGGUCCCACUUUCUCCGCCAAUACAACCCUUUCAAACCAUACAUGGUCCCACUUCAUUCAGCUCCUUCCCUAUCUGAAACUAAGGAAAAAACGCCCAAAUUUGACAUCUUCAAGAAUCAAAAUUGUGUAUAAUCACAGUAACCAGAUGUAAAGAAAACCAAGAAUCUGAAAUCUUGAUCCAAUCCCAUCAAUCCUUCCCCGCCCAAUUUGUUCAUCUUGUCAAAUGUUAGUUUACCUGAUCCCAUGAUCCCGACAUAGACAGCGCAGAUAAACCUUAAACAAUUCGAAAAAAGAUUAGAUUUUUACACCCCAGAAAUCCAAUCCCUUUGGAUAUACCAUUUGUUAAUUGAUAAAAAAAUGCAAUCCUACACACUUCCUAUAACUGAUCCAAACCCACCUUCUUUAAUGGUCCCAUCAACUUCAAACACAGCAGGGGCAUUGCUAUUCAGAUCAGAGGACGAGAUGUCUGCCACAGCAAGAAUGAUGAUUUCUCCAUCUUUUGAGGAUGUCCGGAAAAUUGAAACAAGACCCUUAAUUUCUCGGACCUCAAGUUAUGCUGAAUCUUUGUCUUCUUCAUCAUCUUCUUCUUCCUCUGGGAGUUUGGUUUCGAAUCUGCAGAAGCAAAGAAGGCGGCGGAUUAAUAGUGGAGCGCCCCUUUUUUGGCUCUCUGAUGGGAGUCGGCGUCGACAUUCUCUUAGGCAAGAUAUGGGCCAGGCUGCCUCGGACACUUACCUAAUUACUCGACUUAGCUUUAAGCUGUUGAGAUAUCUUGGGGUAGGCUACAGGUGGAUAAUGAGAUUCCUUGCCCUUGGCUGUUAUGCGUUUCUGCUUCUUCCUGGUUUCUUGCAAGUUGGAUAUUACUACUUCUAUUCUAGUCAAGUGCGCAGAGGUAUCGUUUAUGGUGAUCAACCUAGAAAUAGACUUGAUUUGUAUUUGCCGAAGAAUUGCGAUGGGCCAAAACCAGUUGUUGCCUUUAUAACUGGCGGAGCAUGGAUAAUUGGGUAUAAAGCCUGGGGAUCUCUUUUAGGACAGCAGUUAUCAGAAAGGGAUAUUAUUGUGGCAUGUAUAGAUUACAGAAACUUCCCUCAGGGAACCAUGGGUGAUAUGGUUAAGGAUGCUUCUCAAGGGAUCUCAUUUGUGUGCAAUAAGAUUGCUGAAUAUGGAGGCGAUCCUAACAGGAUUUACUUGAUGGGCCAGUCAGCUGGUGCACAUAUUGCUGCUUGUGCGCUUGUAGAUCAGGCAAUGAAGGAAGCAGGUGAAGGAGAAAGCACUACUUGGAGUGUGUCUCAAAUCAAGGCUUAUUUUGGUCUGUCUGGAGGAUACAAUCUUCUCAACUUAGUUGAUCACUUUCAUAGCAGGGGUUUGUAUCGUAGAAUCUUUGUAAGCAUAAUGGAAGGGGAAGAAAAUCUCCGUCGAUAUUCCCCAGAACUUAUGGUGCAAGAUCCAGCGUGCAUAAAUGCUGCUUCCCUGCUGCCGCCAAUUGUUCUUUUUCACGGAACUGGAGAUUAUUCAAUUCCCUCAGAUUCCAGCAAAUCUUUUGCAGAAACUCUUCGGAAAGUUGGAGUAAAAGCCGAAUCAGUCCUAUAUGAAGGAAAGACUCACACUGACUUGUUUCUUCAGGUAUUAUCUGAAACUUGCAGCUCCCAUUUACCAUCAUAAGUCGACAGAUGUUGUUAUUACCCGAGUAACGAUAUUCUCUAUGAAUUCAUCAAUACCACCGUUCAUGGAAUCACGUAGUAUAUUAUUGCCUUUUUGUCGACUGUCGCAUCAUUUGCUGAGCAAGAGUUUCUAACUUCAUUAUCGUAUAUCUGCAAAUUAGCUUAUACUAGUUACUUUUCGGGCUCAAUUUUGUGUUUGAAGUCUUCAGAAUUUGAUGGAAACCUAUUGAUUUCGGCUUGUAUAACAUUUCUAGGAUCCGAUGAGAGGUGGUAGAGACGAUAUGUUUGAAGAUGUGGUUGCCUAUAUUCAUGCUGAAGAUACUGAAGCUUUGGCAAAAGAUGCGAAAGCUCCCCCAAGAAAACGCUUAGUACCUGAAUUCAUGAUAAAGUUGGCCCGACGUAUCAGCCCAUUUUAGUGCUCCUUUUUUGGGUCUUCAACAUGGAGAUUGUUAUUUUUGGUUAGAGAUCCAAAGCCCAUUCUCUUUCGGGUGCGUUAAUGAGAAAGUUAUUUGAUUAUCAUUGCUAAUCGCAUGAUUGAUUGUAUGGCCCAUUUAUUGUUCUUACUAAGGGCAAACCACAAUUUAGUAACCCCAACUGUUAAUAUUGUGUAUGAUUUUAAGGAUCGUACUGUUACGUGAUUGUAAUUAUUUGUAACACUGAGGAUUUUCUGUAAAUUCUUUUCAGCUGUGUGAGAAAUUUUUGAUAGGACGAUGAUAAUCAUGACUACAAAUUGAUAGUUAUGACAAAAUUUGCGUGAUGGAUUAGUAAUCAUUCUGAGUUUCAUGAGUGGUUUAGUAGUAAUGUAGUAUCUAGCUUUAAGUCGGU